Molecule: messenger RNA, 228 nt
Organism: Racocetra fulgida
Lineage: Eukaryota; Fungi; Glomeromycota; Glomeromycetes; Diversisporales; Gigasporaceae
Source: the annotation of a GenBank genome assembly
AGAUGAAAUAUUUGGUAAAUUUUUGAAUGAAUCUGAGAAAUUGAGAGAACUAACAAAUCAGAUUUUGACAGUUUUAAAUCAGGUUUGGUCUUCUUCUAAAUGGAAGACAUGUAAGGAAAGCCAAUUGUCUCUCAUAAAUGAGGGGUCAUAUGUGUCAAAAGUUUUAUCACCAUUAAUAAAUAUUAUAAUAAGUGAUUUAUCUGUAGAUUCUGAUAUAUGGGAAAUAUG